UCUGAACUCUCCCAGUUCUCCACUCUCUUGACAUUUGUUGUUUUGACCACAGUGUUGUCAAUGAAAAUUGAAACCUUUUUUGCCAAAACCUACUAGAUUUUCUGUUUUCUAAUUAUUAGUAAUUAAAUUUCUUUAUUGAGUUUUCCUUUUUUGUGUUUAAACCGUAUUUGCCAAAGUGUUUCUCGUUUCUUUCAAGUUUUCCUUACAUUGUAUUUAUACAUACGGCAUAGUAUACCUCUUUAUUUUGUGAAGACAUAUUUUGUGAUAACUAAGUACUUGUGUUCUUUAAAGAUUUUUGUUGGGCUAUAUUUUAAAACCAUGUCUCUCUAUCCGUCACUUGAGGAUAUGAAGGUGGACAAUAUGAUACGAGCUCAAAUGGCUCAGCAACAAACGGCUCCACCCUUUCAGCCUGUAUCUCACCAACAACCGAACGUCGCUGCUCCAAGUGCACCCCGACAAGUUUAUCCGGCUCUUGGUGAUUAUAUGGGGCUGGAAUUAUCCCAAGAUGUAAUUGCUUUGAACAUGCCAGAGUAUCAAGUACAAGUUGCGCAGCCUGGUACUGGAGCUAGCAAUAUUGUUGCACCAUUGUCGUACCAAUCACCAAGUCUUUCGAAAGCUGUUGUGUCUGGAGCUAUUCGUCAGGUGAUACUAUGCAAAGAUAGGGAUGGCAAAUGUGGAUUGCGACUUCACUCUGUUAAUAAUGGAGUAUUUGUUUGCUAUGUUGCUGCUGGGAGCCCAGCUGCAUUGGCUGGCUUAAGAUUUGGUGAUCAGAUUCUUGAAAUUAACAAUGUGUCCCUUGCUGGUAUGACAAUGGAACAAUGCCAUGCCAUUUUGAAGAAAUCUGGCCCCAAUGGAAUCACUAUGGCAGUGCGUGAUAGACCUUUUGAGAGGACAAUAACUCUCCAUAAAGAUUCACUUGGUCAUGUUGGCUUCCAAUUUAAAGAUGGAAAUAUUGUUGGGCUUGUAAAGGAUUCAUCAGCCGCUCGCAAUGGUCUCCUCACCGACCACCAAAUACUUGAAAUAAAUACUAUCAAUGUUGUAGGCAUGAAAGAUAAAGAGAUAUCAAAGGUUAUUGAAAACAGCCCUUCUGUUGUGAAUGUAACUGUAAUUCCCCAGUACAUCUACAAACACAUGAUAAGCAAGAUGUCAAGUUCUCUCUUCAAGGAAUUGGACCGUACACCCGCCGUUUAAAGACUACUACUACAAUUUUGACCCCCAUUUAUAUUUUGAAUUUUGAAUGUCACGAAUUUGUUGUAGUUGCACAUUUUGUACUCUUUUUAUAUUAACAUACAUUUUUAUUCUUUAUUGAAUUUUCGUCCAUACAAUAAGUUAUAGAUUAUAUUUCUUUAGAAUUUAAUUAGUCAGUAAGGGCUGUGAGUUACAUUAUUGCAAGUGAAAAUGUUUGAUUAUUCAUGAGAUUUUAUUAUUCAACAUUAACACAUAUUGUGACUGAUUUUCUGUCGUAUUAUAAUAUUAUUGUAAUGAUAACAUCACUGCAAUGAUUUAAUUUUGUAGAAUCAUAGACAAACAAUAUUAAUUACAUACAAUAUUUAAUAUAUGAUCUAAAUGUGUUUCAUAAAUAAUAAAUAAGAUAAGUAGACAAAUUUUAAGUUGACACUUAACUAUUUGCAUUUACAAAUUACAGCAUAGAAAAAAAAUAAUUGAAUUUAAUCGAAAUGAUUUAUAUUAAAAUAGUGACAUGCAUUCCUAAAAUAUAACAUACAUAUUGUUUUUAUUAAAUGUUGAAUAAUAUUUGAGAUUUCUACAGAUUUCUUUAGCUUGUACUCUGUAUACACUAUAUUUUAUAGCACAGAAAAAAACGUACUGUUAAGGCCAAAUAUUAUCUUAGAUAUAAGUUAAAUGUAAACAUGUAUCCAAAAUUGUUUCGUACCUAUGUUUAGAAAUUAUUUAGUUUAGUACACAUCUUUUCUAUAUGUCAUUUUUAUGAAUAAAUUUUAUGAAAAUUA
This is a messenger RNA of Colias croceus (clouded yellow), 1967 nucleotides long. Its product is annotated as syntenin-1-like. NCBI's taxonomy places the organism in Eukaryota, Metazoa, Arthropoda, Insecta, Lepidoptera, Pieridae. The transcript is spliced from 4 exons. Gene Ontology annotation, cellular component: plasma membrane; cytoplasm. Gene Ontology annotation, molecular function: protein binding. The record is from RefSeq and is a predicted model, not a curated record. Bases 319 to 1191 code for a protein of 290 amino acids.